Molecule: messenger RNA, 1791 nt
Organism: Teleopsis dalmanni
Lineage: Eukaryota; Metazoa; Arthropoda; Insecta; Diptera; Diopsidae
Product: protein glass
Exons: 8
Coding region: 160-1764 (534 amino acids)
Biological process (GO): regulation of transcription by RNA polymerase II
Cellular component (GO): nucleus
Molecular function (GO): DNA-binding transcription factor activity, RNA polymerase II-specific; RNA polymerase II cis-regulatory region sequence-specific DNA binding
Source: RefSeq, a predicted model, not a curated record
AUUUACAAACUAAUUAGGACUCUAAGGAUUAAUAUUUUUCUCUGGAACAUGGUUACAAUUAUUUAUGUUAAAAGGUGCUCUUUAUACACACAAAAUGAAACGUAGAAAAAAUAGAACAAAGAAAAUCAAACAAGUGCGUCCUGGUACAGAAGUCAUGUCAUGGGAUUGCUUCAUAAAGGUUCCAAACUCUUGAAAAUAAUUCUGGAUUCCCUGGAAGAUCAAGAGGGUGGAGCUAUGUAUAUAUCGUGCGAUGUCUCAAAUGGUGGUCCUGUGGAACCAGAAACGGGAUACGUUCCCAAUAAUCCAUUAUUCGGCUUGGCGUUGGAUAGUCCACAGCAAGAGUGUGCUGCAUCCUGCGUCGGCUGUUUAUCCUGCCAAGGUAGUACCGUCCUACCCAUAUCCUCAUUAACAUCUAACGAUUUCGAUUGUGGUUCCUGUUUCGAUCCGACUACUAGUGUACUCGGAUCAGCACAAAAUAACUCUCAAGGCAAUCUCAUAGUUAAUAGCAGUAGCAGUAAUAGCUAUUGGACAACUGAUGAAAUGGCUUCGACAUUUCCAGGACUACCAACACUAGAUAUUGAUCCAUUACCGAGUCUUUUUCCCUUUUCACCGUGUGGUGCUUCCUAUAAUUUCUCAACAAAUCCACAUCAGGCUUCGCUCUCUUGUACUGUACAUCCGCACCAAAUGUUGAUAUCGCCUAAUAGCCAUCAGCAAGGCACAGUACAAAGUCAGCAGACAUCGCACGGCAAUGCAUUCAGUUCCACAGCACAAUCAUGUUAUUAUGAUCCAACAAGUGUUGCUACUGUUACAACAGGCACCGGUGGUACAACUCCUUGUGGUCAGCACAUGAAUGCAAAUAACGCACCGCCAAUGUAUCCAAGCAUGAGUGUCAAUGUAAGCAUGAAUAUGACUAUGCAUGGUUAUGGCACAGAUGCGGGAAUGCCAAUGCAAUGCUCGCAGAUGCAAUGGACACCUCCAAAUUCUUCAUCGGCUGUUAAUGUUUUAUAUCCACCACUGCUUAGCCCAACACAUUAUCCUGCUGCAGCCACAUACUCUUUUACCGCAGAUUUUCGUACACCCAAUCUACAAUCAAAUCAAAAUGCAACGAAUGUGCUACCCAGUCUAACUGAAGCGCUAGAAAAAGAGUCGCCACCACUGAGCAUAACACCAAAACCUUUCUUUACAAACACACAAAUUGGUCAAAGUUAUUCACCACCCGCAAAGAGUCCAGUGUACUCACAGAUACGUGACACAAAGUCUUUUGGCGCUGUUGUUGAGAACGAAGAUGAAGACAGUAAUGAGGAAGGCUCUGAAUCAAAAUCAAAUCUCUGUCGUUUAUGUGGUAAAACCUAUGCGCGUCCAAGUACACUUAAAACCCAUUUAAGGACACAUUCCGGUGAACGACCUUAUAGGUGUCCCGAUUGCAAUAAGAGCUUCUCACAGGCUGCCAAUUUGACGGCACACGUACGCACACAUACCGGACAGAAACCAUUCCGUUGUCCUAUUUGUGAUAGACGUUUUUCACAAAGUUCCAGCGUCACCACGCACAUGAGAACCCAUUCAGGGGAACGUCCAUAUCGUUGCAAUUCGUGCAAAAAAUCCUUUUCGGACAGUUCAACACUAACCAAGCACUUACGUAUACACAGUGGUGAGAAGCCAUACCAAUGCAAAUUAUGUUUACUCAGAUUUUCACAAUCAGGCAAUUUAAAUCGGCACAUGCGCGUUCAUGGCACCAACAAUAAUGGCAAUAAUUUAAUCACAUGACAAAAGCCACGCAGUGCAGGCGGUUUU